GUAUUUACUUUAUAUUUACUGUAUACUUUCUGUGUACUUUCUGUGUACUUACUGUGUACUAGCCGGAGUGGAACUGCAGGGGUUAAGCGUUGGAGGAAUGUGGCAGGAGGUUUUCUUCUCUCUCACUUUCUCCACCUUCACUUCUUCUCCUCUGUUCAGAGCUCCUCCUUCAUCCCACCACUCCGUCCUCCUCUUCCUCAGGGCGACUCCACCUUCGCACCCGUCCGCCCGACCUUCUGUCCGCCGGGUCACCACGGAGAUGCCGGGGACUCUUCCCAGGUUUCCCAGCGUGCCGCGGGGGGUGACCCUGCCUGCCUUGCUCGGCUCCCUGCCCAGAGGCAUCGCCGUGCCCGGUCUGCCCAGCUUACCCAGCAUGCCCAGGGGGAUGUCGCUGCCGAGGGCCGUCGCCAUGUCGACCGUAUCCCAGGCUCCUCGGCGGCUGCUGCAGGACUGCUGCUCUGUGCUGGACCAUCAGACAGCCGGAGGUCUGUGCGGUUGCUGCUGGGCGUUGCGUCCUCGCUACAAGCGGCUGGUUGAUAAUAUUUUCCCAGAAGACCCGGAGGACGGGCUGGUGAAAGCCAACAUGGAGAAGCUGACGUUCUUCGCUCUGUCGGCUCCGGAGAAACUCGACCGCAUCGCUGCGUACCUGUCAGAGCGACUGACCCGAGAGCUGAACCGCCACCGCUACGGGUAUGUGUGUAUAGCGAUGGAGGCGAUGGAGCAGCUGCUGCUGGCCUGUCACUGUCAGAGCAUCAACCUGCUGGUGGAGAGUUUCCUCAGUACGCUGCGUCAGCUGCUGGAGGCCGACAAACCACACCUCCACAUCCUCGCCACCAACUCUUUUGUGAAGUUUGCGAACAUCGAGGAGGACACGGCGUCGUAUCACCGCAGCUACGACUUCUUCGUGUCGCGCUUCAGCCAGAUGUGUCACUCCGAGCACGAAGACGCCGACAUCCAGAACAAGAUCCGUGUGUCGGGGAUCCGUGGUCUGCAGGGCGUGGUCAGGAAGACGGUGGACGACGAGCUGCAGGUGAACAUUUGGGAGCCGCGUCACAUGGAGCAGAUCGUCCCCGCUCUGCUGGUCAACCUGCAGCAGCACACACACACCAACAGUGAGUCUCCAGCAGAGCAGACUGAGGUGUGUUUCAGGGAGCUGUUGGGCCGAGCUGCUUAUGGACACAUUAACAACGCCAUCAGACCCGUGCUGAUGCACCUGGACAGCCGCGGCCUCUGGGAAGGACGCAGCUUCGCUGUUCGCUGUUUUCAGAUCAUCAUGUACUCCAUCCAGUCCCAGCAUUCCCACCUGGUGAUCCAGCAGCUGUUGGGUCACCUGGACGCCAACAGCAGGAGUCCAGCUUCAGUGCGAGCCGGGAUCGUAGAGGUUCUGUCCGAAGCCGCCGUUAUCGAAGCCACCGGCUCCGUAGGUCCCACGGUGCUGGAAGUGUUCAACACGCUACUGCGACAGCUUAGGCAGAGCGUCGACUACCAGCUGACUGGUUACUACGACAACGCCGUAAAACGCAAAACCACCUCCCCCGAAGAGAAGACGCUGCAGGACGCCGUCAUCAAAACUAUCGGGUCCUUCGCCAAUACGCUUCCCGUCUACCAGAGGUCAGAGGUCAUGCUGUUCAUUAUGGGGAAGAUCCCUGUUCCUGGUAUCUACCCCGCCCUGGGGUCACCCAACGCCGGGUUUGAGGGCAGCAGGAUGAUCCAGGUGAUGUUGUUGAAGUCUCUGCUCCAGGUGUCGGAGCGCUACGAAAGCAGCAACCUGCUGACGGCGCUGCCCUCGUCCUUCUUGGAGCCUCUGCUGUCCUUCACGCUGAUGGAGGACCCGGAGAUCCGCCUGCUGGUCCUCUCCAUCCUCACCUCGCUCAUCGACAGACGCCACAACGCCGCCAGACUCUCCGCUGCCAGCGAGGUGUUCGAUGUCUCGGUGUUGGAGCUGAAGGAGGACAGAAGCUCUCGACAGGACAACUUGUUCAUCAGGAAGCAUGCUCAGCGUCUCUACAGGCACGUCUACCUGACCUGUAAGGAGGAGAGCAGUGGGCGGAGCCACUACCAGGCCCUCGUCACGCUGUUGGCUGUACUCAGCGUGGAACUGGCCAAUGAGGAGGUGGCGGUGGACCUGAUCCGGCUGGUCCUCGCGCUGCAGGAGCUGGCGUUGUCCAAUCACGAGUGUCUGCCGGUGUUUAACCGCUGCGGCGUUCACGCCGUCUGCGCCGCCUUCCUCAACCUGCUGUCGCAGCUCGGCCCGCCGCCACCGCUCCACCAACACGUCACACAGGUGAUCGAGAGCCGGCAGAAGAGCGCUGCACACCUGCUGCCUAAAGACGUGUUCUGUGACAAACCCAGGCUGCCAGAAGGUGAGCUGAAGGUCGACGAAGCCUUUCUGUUCGUCCAAUCAAAGAUCUGCGAGGCUCUGACAGGAAGCAGCUACAGUGCACACAUCGACCGCUUCAACACGCCAUACAUACCUCAGCUAACAGAUGAGGAUCGUCUGUCCAAGAGGAAGAGUAUCGGAGACGUCAUCUCUCUGCAGGUGGACAUCGACCCUCAGUACUGUCCUGAUACUCAGCAGCCGCAGACAGAGCAGAUCACCUUUGAGACUCUGAAGAACGCGAUCGAGGACAGGGGGGGGGUGGAGGAAGAGGAGAGGAGGAGGAGGAUGCAGGUGGUGGAGAGGUUUCAGACGGCUCCAUUUGAGGAAAUUGCCGCUCACUGCGGAGCCAGGGCCUCUUUGCUUCAGUCUAAACUGGAUCGGGUCUUUGAUCUGAUCAUACGUCCUCCUCCGUCUCCGUCUGGACACUCGCCGCCUCGCUCAACGCCGCUCCACGAGAUGAAGUUCCCCGACCUGUGCGUCUAUUAGCCUGUCGGAGACGUCCAGCGGUAAAGCGACGCGUUGAAGCCGACCGCUCGCUCACCGUAGUGUUUCCUGUUUAACAUGUCUGACUGAUCUGAGGUCAGAGGUAAAUCUGUUCACAAACCCUGUAGAUUUUGGAAGAAGACUGCACUAAUUAAAUAUUUAAUGUAUGUAUCUUUUAUUUUAUUGUUUUCAUUCAUUCAGUCAUGAGCCGUCUGUUCCCGAAGCUUCCAACAACAGAUGAUACUUUGUGGUCUGACUGGUCGCUGUUACUGGUCGAUUAUUGGAAGUGUUAACUAUCAAUAUUCGGUGUAUUGUUAAGAAACGAUGCAACAAAGUUUCCCAGUUCAGCCUUUUCAGAUUGAUUCAUCUGCCAUUUUAGGUGAAUACUCGUUUGUUUUCUCCUCUUUAAAGUACCUGAAUAUAAAUAAAAAGGCUGCGUACCA
Molecule: messenger RNA, 3306 nt
Organism: Siniperca chuatsi (mandarin fish)
Lineage: Eukaryota; Metazoa; Chordata; Actinopteri; Centrarchiformes; Sinipercidae
Product: protein EFR3 homolog B-like
Biological process (GO): protein localization to plasma membrane
Cellular component (GO): plasma membrane
Source: RefSeq, a predicted model, not a curated record